Molecule: messenger RNA, 1305 nt
Organism: Salmo salar (Atlantic salmon)
Lineage: Eukaryota; Metazoa; Chordata; Actinopteri; Salmoniformes; Salmonidae
Gene: arl2
Product: ARF like GTPase 2
Molecular function (GO): GTPase activity; GTP binding
Source: RefSeq, marked provisional
AGAUAGCAACGGUCUUGAGAGACAAUGUAUGUGUUGAUAUUAUAACCAAAAGUUAAAACAUUAUACCGCUAUUUAUCUUGUGUUACUUCCGUUUUAUAUUAAAUAGUUUACCAAACGUUCGUCACGAUGGGUUUGCUGACGAUACUGAAGAAAAUGAAGCACAAGGAGCGAGAGAUGCGACUACUUAUGUUGGGUUUAGACAACGCUGGUAAGACCACUAUUCUGAAGAAGUUCAAUGGCGAGGAUGUGAGUACCAUCUCUCCUACACUGGGGUUCAAUAUCAAAACCUUGGAACAUAAAGGGUUCAAGUUAAACAUCUGGGACGUGGGCGGUCAGAAAUCUCUUCGUUCUUACUGGAGGAACUACUUUGAGAGCACCGAUGGGCUGGUGUGGGUAGUGGACAGCGCAGACAGACUGAGACUGGAGGACUGCAGACAGGAACUUAGCUCUCUGCUGCAGGAGGAGAGGUUAUCAGGAGCUACUCUCCUGGUGUUCGCUAACAAACAGGACCUGCCUGGAUCCCUGAAUAAAGAGACCAUUCGAGAGGCCCUGGGCCUGGAUGACAUUAAGACCCACCACUGGUGUAUCAUCGGCUGCAGUGCUGUGACAGGAGAGAACCUACUGACCGGAGUAGACUGGCUACUGGAUGACAUCGCUGCACGCGUCUUCACUGCAGAUUAACAUCCUGGGUGUGCAUUAAUAAAACGCAUCUGAAGAAGCUUCAGUGUUUCUCAACCUCCGCUCUGUGGGAUGUUGUUUGCUGACAACUUAAUCAGUUCUAUAAUGCUAGUUUUAGGGGAAGUUUCCCGGACACAGAUGCUUUUCAGUCCAGGACUAGGGUUAAUUGGUUUCCAGGAAACCGCCCCUAAAUGUGCAAUUGCACAAAACAUAGCUUUCCUGUCUCUGAUUAGAACAAGGUUGAGAAACACUAGUAGGCCAUUCUGGGUACCAGUGUGUUUGUACCAUCAUGCCACUGCACUGCUUGUCAUGUCAAACAACAAGGAGUGGGAUAACAUCACAAAGCAGGAAAACAGUUUUAGAAAGAUACCGGUAAGCUUGAAAUGGCCGUGGUCUAAUUGACUCAACAACCAAAACUCACGUCAGCGUUUUGAAUGAACUCAAAUCAAUUAAUUUGCGGUUAUUUAUGAAAAUUAGCUGGCUAGCUCAUUGAUGCUGCUUUGUAGUACACCUCACAGAUGCUACUAGACAGUACCAUCAUACUGAGUAAUAACUGUUUACAGUGGUUGGUUGGUUUUCUGCCAACCAGUGCCUCACUUCAAUGUAUCAAUUAUUAAAAUUCACUCA